Asterias rubens (European starfish) is the source of this 4027-nucleotide messenger RNA. Its product is annotated as small ubiquitin-related modifier 2-like. Gene Ontology annotation, cellular component: nucleus. Gene Ontology annotation, molecular function: protein tag activity; ubiquitin-like protein ligase binding. The transcript has 5 exons. The record is from RefSeq and is a predicted model, not a curated record. Gene Ontology annotation, biological process: protein sumoylation. Lineage: Eukaryota; Metazoa; Echinodermata; Asteroidea; Forcipulatida; Asteriidae. The coding region runs from base 63 to 374 and encodes 103 amino acids.
UCGAGCGCUCCAGCCGAAGUCGUCAAAGUAGAGUUGCUGCUGAAUUUAGUCCAGUUACAAAGAUGUCAGACCAAUUAACGCAACAAUCAGCGGAUCUGAAAGGCUCUGGUGGCCAGGGAAAAGAUCAAAUACUUGUAAAAGUAAAAGGCCAGGAUAACUCAAUAAUACAGUUCAAAAUCAAGAAAGGAACACCCUUCAGAAAAUUGAUGACUGCAUACUGUGAAAAACAGGGAGUGCAACUUGACAGCAUGAGGUUUAGAUUUGAUGGAAAUGCAAUAGGCCAAGACGACACCCCUAACUCGAUUGACAUUGAGAAUGAUGACACAAUAGAAGCGUAUAUGCCUCAAACAGGAGGUCACUUGUGGAGACAUUGAAACAUUGAAACUACCUCCCCGACCCCACCCCCAUGGAAAAAGAACACCAGCUUUGUACAACCCCUGUGAAUUAAGAACAUCAGCUUCAGCGACCAGUGUAUGACAUUAAACAUAGAGUAAUCAGAGAAGCAUUGAUUUGAAGCAUUCCUUUGUGUACCGUGUUACCCAUGAAUGGCUUCCUGCUUUAGAGGUACAGUUUUACUACGUUUGUCCACUGACGUGACCCCCCCCCCCUUAAAAAAAAAACACCCCCCAAAAUUUCCAAAUUUGCGAGUUAAACAUGGAUGCUACAUGAUUUUGUUUUGUUAUCACAUUAUGGAUACUGUUGUCAACCCAACUUGAGUAACUGUACCGCCUAUAGUUCCAUGGUAAUUGUACCACCUGACUGUUCCAACAUGGGUAUGUUCCAGAAUUGGUGUGCUCAAGUGGGUUCUUUUUUACCAUCUGAACUGUAGUUGGGCUGAUUCCCAAGUUGGGCCGAUUCCCAAGUUGGGCCAAGUUCUCAGUUGCACAUUAGAUGUGCGUCAAAACAAUUAGAAACUUUGUGACAACAUGUUCUAGAACUAGAAAACCCAUUUAUGUUGGUCAACCUCAACCCCCCUCCACAAAAAAAUAAACCAACUAACUGAAAGCAAAAAUUAUUGUUCCAUUCCAUGUACAUUUUAAAAUGCUCAAGCCAUUGUAGUCUGGUAGUAAUGGCCAUUUAAAACAAAUGCCCAUUUUUUUGUUGGUUUUUAAAAAGUGUGUCUUGUCCAUUUCAUCUGUUUUGUACCGAUUUUGAAGCAAGCUUAAGAAUCAUGGUUUCUUUACGAAAAAACCCCAAAAAACAAAACCAAGAAUAAAUCCACUAAAAUCUGAAGAUUCAACAGGCAUUAUAAGAAAAUGCUCCAUAUCAAGGCUAUUCCGCUGUUAAUAAAUUUGUACUUUUUUAGUUGAAAAUCUAAAAGGAGAGUUAUUUUUUAUUCAAUAGAUUCAGUGAUGUUCAGAAUUUUUUUUCUUCUCAAAAACAUUCAAUACAUUGGAUCAAACUUUGACAUUAUUUUGUAUUUUGAUUAUUUGAUAAAUUUAUUUAAGAUGAGGGAGUGCUCCUCUCAUUGGCCUUGAACUCUGACCUUUGAAACAUGUCAUAUUUGUAGUAUUUUUUUUCCUUUUGAUUUCAGUGGUCGAUAUACUGUCAAAAUUUGUGAGCUGAACCAAGUUUAAAAAAAAAACAUACAAAAACACCACAAAUAAAUUUUAAACACUGCAUGUUAAAUUUGACAUUGUUAAAUUUUGGUUUUUUUCCUCGGUAGUUUUAAAUGUGUGUAAAUAUUGUAGUAUUUAAACCAUGCUUUACAAGCUGCUUGGGCGUAUAAUCUUGCUUGUUUUUUCCGGAUUGAGUAUUUAAUCGGAUUACCACCAGUGUCAACGAGUGUCUUGUCUAUGAUUCAGUGUAAACCCUUUUAACUUGUACAUCAUGUCUUUGUGCUUAUCUGUGGGUUGUACUGGUCCUCUUCAGCUAAGCAUAAAGACAUGCUAAGCUACAUUUAUUUGUUUGAUUUUGAAGUCAUUUCUUUUGCACGGUUACCAAUUUUGAUUAGUGUCAACUCGUGUGUCUCCAAAUGAUGGUACAAAUAAAUCUGCAAUUGAUGGUCUGAGAUGUGCAAAGUAUGUAUACUUAAUUGACUUAUAGGGACAAAUUUAUGAUGAAACAUAUUAUGUUUGGUUACACUGCUCAGAAGUUUUAGCCCUUUUGCUGGUUAAUAGAUUUUAAGGUCGUUUUCAUAUUAGCACAGCAUGGUUUGGGCUUUGAUUGUUCAUUUUUCCAAAUUACUGAUUUAGUCCAAGCUGUGGAGUCUCAGCCUAAGCCUUGGUAUCUUUUCAACUUGAUUGAAGUUGGCUUCCCUUUAAAAAAAAAUGAGUUUUGAAUGGUUUUGUUUCAUCAAAAUUAGCUGGUGAUAUUUAUUGCCUUGCAAAUAUUCCUGAUUGGUUAUUGAUAACACUGAUUGGUUAUUGAUAACACUGAUUGGUUAUUGACUACCCUGAACCAAUUACAGAUCGCAGUGAUUGAGUAGUGAUGUGAUGGUUGACAGAUUUCUGAAGCCAGGUGUUUGAAAAAGAACAAACAUUCGCUCUUCAGAUAAGUGGUGAACAAUUAAAAACAAAAAAAGCACGACUUUACUUCAAAUUAUACAACCAACCAUUUAAAUGGAGAGUUUUAAGCAUGUCUCAAAAAUGAAACUUAAGUUUAGUGAAAACAAACUUUUGUCCAAUUUUCGAACUUGCAGGAUUCAGAGAAAUAUUGAUCUCUUUUGGGUAGGAUGGAAACUUUACUUCAUUCAUUCACUCACUUUAUUCACUUAAAAGACAAUCAUUAUCACCAUAAUCAUAUCAUUUGCUAAUGCUGUAAGCACUGGCCUGACAAGUUUUGCCAAAAAGAAGGAGUGCCUGAAUUAUUGCCAAUAUUGUUGAAGAAGUUCUUAUUAUGUUACCAACUUAUCACGAUUGAAAACGAUCAUCAUUGAAAACAGAUUGCCUGGUUCCAAGACUGUAGCGUCAUACGUUAUGUACAUUGUACCCAUAGGCUUGAUUAUUACAUGUUUUAAAAGGCACCAAUCUAGGUCUUAAUGAAUUGAAGACUUUUGUUUGUCCUACUUUUUUAUUUAACUCAUGGCUUUGGCUUUGGCUAUCUGGCUGAGGCCCCAUUGAAAAUUUUGACAUUACGCACUUACUGCAUGGGGCUAAUUAAAUACUACAGCAAAAGCUGUGGUUGUCAAAGCUGAAAUCAUGGCUGAAGUCAUGGUUUUGGUUGCGGCUAUGGCUAGAUCAUUGAAAAAUACACAUUAUCCCAAAGUAGCCAUCAGCCAUGUAACAGUAGCCAAAGUCACUCAAAAUCAGUCCUUACUUUAUUGUAGUCCAAUUAGAAAUAUCUGUGCAGGUCCAUUUGAAAAAAAUAUCAGUAACAUGGAAAUGAUUUUGAGCAUAAGAAUUGUCAGUUAUGUAACUUUCAUUAUGAAACAUGGUUUGAAAUUACUGGUUUUGUGAAUAGCGCUAAAAAAUAAUGACCGUUAAAAGCUGAUAAGCAGAAGAUAAAGCUUAGCAAAUUGGCCUGCUAAGCAGAUAUGAGCAGGGAACCAGUCACGAACAAUAUACUCUCCAUGGUGUGUUGGCUAUGCUAAGCAAAUUUUGAUGCUUAACAGCUUUAUGAAAUUAGGCCCUGAUAAAAAAAAAGAAAUCGUUAAGAAAUGUUAAGAGUAACAAUGGUGCUUUUGGGUGCUAACUGAUACUCAAUUUAAAAUAAGGAGGUCCACACAGACAACACCCACUCACUGAUGAUUGGUAUUUCAAGUUAUUGGUUUACUAUAUAAGAUUCAAGCCAAGUUUCAUGAAGCUGGUAUUGUACGCACAAACACUUGCUAAGCAUAGACAACUCUUGCAGAAUCAGGUUACCAUUAAGUGUACGUUGAUGGAAACUGGUGCCCCACUCUUUGUUUUGGUUAGCAAGUAUUUUCUGCUUAACAGCUUUAUGAAGUUGGGCCCAAACUGUUAUUGUCCCGAGUUUGUAAGUACGUAGUUCGUAGAACUGUGAUAAAAUCUGUGUAGUUAUUUUCCUUUCUCUACUGUUUGUUGUUGUUUAUGUCCUUUCUUUAAUUAAAAAAAUAAAUAAAAAAAUA